Molecule: messenger RNA, 3641 nt
Organism: Pleuronectes platessa (European plaice)
Lineage: Eukaryota; Metazoa; Chordata; Actinopteri; Pleuronectiformes; Pleuronectidae
Gene: pamr1b
Product: peptidase domain containing associated with muscle regeneration 1b
Exons: 14
Coding region: 84-3581 (1165 amino acids)
Biological process (GO): proteolysis
Molecular function (GO): serine-type endopeptidase activity
Source: RefSeq, a predicted model, not a curated record
AGCGAGGGGAGGGAAGGACUGCAGGGCCGAGAGAAGGUGAUGUCAGCUGAGUUCAGAAAGUAAACAGAGUUCCAGGCUGCAGCAUGAUGUCUGCGGGACGGGGACUGCAGCUGGGGCAAACCCACAGGGGCACAAUCCCCCGGACCAGCACCUUUAUCUCGGGGAAGGAGGGCUGGCUCCUCUUCAUCUCCCUCUUCAUCUUCACCUCAUUACCCCAGGGGAGAGCCUGGCCCUAUGAUUACAGAUACUUGUACAACCACUGCCCGGGCCCAGAAUGGAACGUCCUGUGCAGGAGCUGCUGUGAGUACGACGUGAUUCGCUGCAAGUGCCCGCUCCAGGGGACUCCGGUGGGCUACGCCGUGCCCUGCUGUCGCAACGCCAUCAACGAGUGUGACCCCUGCAUCGUCCAUCCAGGUUGCAGUGUGUUCGAGAACUGUAAGCGCUGCAACAAUGGGACGUGGGCCCCGAGGGAUGACUUCUUCAUUAACGGAAAAUACUGCACCGAGUGUCGGCCCGGCUGGUCUGGUGGAGAUUGCAUGAAGUGUGGGGGAGUAGUCCGUAAACGACAGGGGCACUUGGUGCUGGAGAGUUACCCCAACAAUGCUCGGUGUGAGUGGACCAUACAGGUGGACCGGCCCUUCACCAUAGAACUCAGGAUUAUGAUGAUGAGUCUGGAGUUCCACCAUUCCUGUCGCUAUGACUUCGUGGAGGUCCGAGAUGGCGACAGCCUCAACUCGCGUGUGAUUGGUCGAUACUGCGGGAGCAACAGGCCGGCCCUGAUUCAGAGCUCCGGCAACAGUUUACACAUACUCUUUGUGUCCGAUGGUUACAAGAACUUUGAUGGGUUCUUCGCCACCUUUCAGGAGACCUCAGCCUGCAGCUCUUCUCCCUGCCUGCACGAUGGGACUUGUAUCCUGGACAGUUCUACCGCCUAUCACUGUGCUUGUCUGGCUGGCUACACAGGCAACAGGUGUGAGGAAGUGGUGGGAUGCCGCAGGCCUCCGGUGCCAACCCAUGGAUCCACAGAGGGUGUGUUUCAUCACUCGGGGGCGCGCAUCACUUUCCAUUGCGACGCUGGGUUCGAGCUGCGGGGGGUUCAUACUGGCAUCUGCCUAAGCGACGGCACCUGGAGUGUGCCUGCCCCGGAGUGCGUGCCAGUGGAAAGAGUCUGUCCUCUACCACGCAAGCCAACACACGGGGACCACUUCUUGGUUUAUGGACCCAAUGACGUCCUCAUUGCGCUACAGUACCUGUGCUACCAACCCUAUGAACUCAGCGGGACGUCCCAGAGAACGUGUCUCCCUAACAACACCUGGAGUGGGAUGCCUCCUCUUUGCACCAAAGUGAAUAACACGCUCACUGAGACAGAAAAGGAUAAAGACAAAGAGAUAAACAGUAACAAAGAUACCGACGAAUCUAAAGAGAAGGGCCCAGACAACACUGCUGGAAAAAAAGAAAGCGCUGGAGGGAAAGAUAUAAAUACUGAGCAUGGGAAUACAACAGCAGUCGACGCCGAAGAUAAAUAUACCGGGACCCUUCCAGAGAAACCUGUGGCCGAGGAUAGGAAUGAAGGAGAGCUGGAGGAAAGAAAUACUGGGUCACGGAAACCUACUGGGGGCAGCCAAGAUAAGGUGGAUGGUGAAGAGCCGGAUAACAGCCUGAACACAGUUGAAAAAGAGGAAACUGAGGGGGCAAAGCCACCUGAGAAAAAAGAUGGCAGCCCAGACACAAAAAAGACGGAUACCACAGAGACGGUUGUGACAAAAGACAAAGGACAGGAAGAGAAGGAAAGAAAAGAGGAGCAGGUGAAUGGGAAAAGGGAUAAGGACAAAGUGGGCCCCAAUGAUACCAAGCAGAGGACGGUCACAUCGGAGGGGGAGAACACAGUGGAGAUAUUUGAACUGGAAAUGACAAAGAACAACACAGUUACAACUGAUGUGAAGGACUCAAAGAAAGAGAAUAACACCAUAGCUUCUCCAGAUCCCGGGAGGAGAACCAUUCCCUCUCGGGUCAACGUUACUCAGUUCACUCUGUACAGGGCUGGAGGUGAGGGAAAUGGGAAACCAAAAGAAAAACCAACAAUUGAAGGGGAUAAAACAGCUGAGAAAACAAAAGAGGAGUUGGAUAAAGAGAAGGAGAAGGAGAAGGAGAAGGAGAAGGAGAAAGAGAUCAACCAAAGCUUCUCCGAGAAGAGCUGCCCUCCUCUCCCCCGACUGCACCACGGCUACCACCAGGUGGCGCCAGGGCUGGAGCCUGAGACUCUGGAGUUCUCCUGUAACCACUCAUACGCUCUCAGUGGUGACGCCCGACGCACCUGCCAGGCAGACGGAACCUGGAGUGGCAAACAACCCGUCUGUCUCAGAGCAUGCCGGGAGCUCAAAGUGUCAGAACUGGUCAAACAGAGAGUUCUGCCACCUCAGACACCAUCCAGGAAGACACCUGUGCUCAAGCUCUUCUGGGCCUCCGUGAUGGGCCCUCAGCCGCAGGCCCCCACUAAAAGCCCCCCGGUGCCUCCCCAGCUGUCCCAGGGCUUCCACCCCCUCUACACACAGAUAGAGUACGAGUGCGCUUCUCCGUUCUACCACCACUCCGGCAGUUCUCGCCGCACUUGCUUGAAGACGGGGAAAUGGAGCGGGCGUCAUGUUUCCUGCUCACCAGUGUGUGGGAAGCAUCCAACCUUUGACCAAGAGAGGCCGGCAGAGGCUCACUGGCCUUGGCUGGCAGCCAUCUACCGCCGCUCCACCAAAGGCGUAAAGACCAAGGUGACCAAGGCAGACAGCCUGGCAGGGUCCCUGAAGAAGGAUGGCGGAGCAGGAACUGGCAGCCGCGAUCAGGCUGCUGACUGGCAGCUGGUGUGCAGCGGGGCUCUGGUCAACCAAAGGAGCGUGGUGGUUGCGGCCCACUGUGUGACAGAGCUGGGGAAGGUGUAUCCUCUGGAUGCAGCCAAGAUCAAGGUGGUGGUGGGGAAGCAUUAUCGUGAUGACCGCAGGGAAAGUAAAGGUCUCCAGCACCUGAGGGUGGCCUCCAUUGCAAUUCAUCCACACUAUGACCCCAAUAUUCUGGACUCUGACAUUGCUGUGGUCAAGUUACUGGACAAAGCGAGGAUUGGGGAGAAGGUCCAGCCCCUCUGCUUCUCGGAAACCCAGGGAGAGGUGACCUCCGGACACGGGCUGGUCACAGGCUGGUCCCCACUGCCCGAUUCCAGUUUAGGCGCUGAUGAGAAGGCGAGGGUUGGGCUCGUGCGCCUUGCCGAUGUGGUCCCUUGUGAGCAGCAGUACGCUCGUAACGGCGUGCCGGUCAGCGUCACAGAGAACAUGCUGUGUGCCAGCCAGAAGCCAGACUAUGGACCCUCUAACAUAUGCCCCUCUGACACUGGGGGAAUCCUCGUUCUCCCUGCGCUCUCCGACAACCAGCAGCCCCCUCUGAGCUUAACACCGGUGCAGGGCCAGAACAAAGGGCUGUGGAGGCUCCUGGGACUGGUCAGCUUUGGUUAUGACCAUGGGGAGUGCAAUCCCGACCUUUACACAGUCUACACACAUGCGACCAACUUCAAAGUAUGGAUAGAGAGCAACAUGAAAUAAACAUCAUACUCGCUGCCACACCAGGUCUCCCCCCCCCCCCCCCCCAUACUUCAAAAAUAU